Messenger RNA from Poecilia reticulata (guppy), 1403 nucleotides. It is a transcript of the gene lft1, whose product is annotated as lefty1. Gene Ontology annotation, cellular component: extracellular region. The record is from RefSeq and is a predicted model, not a curated record. Gene Ontology annotation, biological process: anterior/posterior axis specification. Lineage: Eukaryota; Metazoa; Chordata; Actinopteri; Cyprinodontiformes; Poeciliidae. Gene Ontology annotation, molecular function: cytokine activity; transforming growth factor beta receptor binding; growth factor activity.
UUAAACAUAUUUUUAGAGCAGCUCUGGUGAAUACACGCCUCCACAUUGUGGAUGGCACUCCAGUCUAGCUAAUGGUCUCUGUUUGAAGUAUGGCCACUUAGAUAUCCUGUUUAAGAUGGGGCUGUAUUGUCGCACCUUUGUUCUGAUAAGAUGGGGCCCCCGCCCCCAUCGACAAAGUGCGAACCGACUGGGAGGGCCGCGGCGAUAUAAAGGGGGGCCGGUGAAGUGUCACGGACACGCCGUGCUUCUGUUCAGUGACUUGUGCUUUGGUGUCACGCUGUCUAAAAAGUCUCAUCAUGGAUUUCCUCCGCGCUUUUUGCGUCCUGUUCCUGGUUCCCAGCGGCGCGUUUACGCAUGAGGAUAUAAAGGACGCGCUGCUGCAAAAGCUCGGCCUGGACGAAGUUCCCAAAAUCCAAAAGAGGGACCUGGAGAAUCUGAUCGUUCCGGCGCACAUCAAGAACAAGUACCUCUCCAUGCUGAAGACGCACCACAGCCGGAGGAGACGCAGAUCUCUGCCCAGCCUGGUGGGCAUCCUGAGGGGGGUUCCAGGCAAUGCAGAUAUCUCCGGGGAGUACGUGUACUCCGACACCACCCGGCAUCGCAUGGUGUUCGACAUGGAGGCGAGGAUCCCGGAUAACAGCGAGGUGACCAUGGCGGAGCUGAAGCUCUACCAGCGGGCCUCGCACCACAAACGGUACACCGUGGAGAAGAAGAACCACCGGCCCGUCAACAACGCCCGGGUCAGCAUCUACUGGGUGGAGGUGCUGCCCAGCGGAUCCAACAGGACCUCCCUUGUGGAUUCGCGGUUGAUCCCAAUUCACGAGACUGGCUGGAAGAGCUUUGAUGUCACCCAGGCCGUGCAUUAUUGGUCCAAGACGCAGCAGCAGAAGACGCCCAUGCACCUCGAGGUGUGGAUCGAGGGCGAGAGACCCGGCAGCUACGCCGCGGAGAUGGCCAGGAGUGUGCGCUUUACCACCCAGGAGCAGACUGAUAACGCCCUGGGGAAGCCCGAGCUCAUCCUCUACACACUCAACCUGGAAGAGUACGGCUCCGGCGGCGACUGUGAUGCGAACCAGAAUAAGGACACCUGCUGCAGAGAACAGCACUUCAUCAACUUCCGGUCACUCACCUGGACACAGUACUGGAUCAUCGAGCCGGCGGGUUACCAGGCCUUCAGGUGCACCGGAGGAUGCAAGCAGCCUAAACGCAACUACAGCUACGGAGAGCGGCGGUGCGUGGUGUCAGAAAGCUCCCCGCUGCCCAUCAUGUACCUGGUGAAAAAGGGGGACUACACUGAAAUAGAGGUGGCCGAGUUCCCCAACAUGAUUGUAGAAAGGUGUGCGUGCAUGCUGGACAACGUCUCUGUCGUAUGAAGGCAGUAGUAGUUACGGACUUUUAGGGAA